CGAGUGACAGAAUCCAUGAUUGUAUACACACGGGCGUGCAUGAAGCCUAAAAUCCUUUGUGUUUUUUCCUAAAUUUGCAUCUUUUCCUGGCUGACUUUGCGGCUGAAAUGGAGAUCGCCACGACUCUGGGCACCCUCCAAGCCGAGCUGGAGCAAGCGAACGCCAAGCUGAAGGGCGUGGACGAGACGAUAAAGCGAUUUAUGGGUCGCGAUCCCAACGAGCCUCUUCCAACGCAGCCCGCGACUGGGGGACCGAGACGAGUGGUUAGCCUUGGGGGUCGGCAGGAGGCACCCUUCAGGAAUGUUCACCCGCCGGGAAGUAGAUUUAGAAAUGCUGGUGGAAAUGAUGCUGAUGAUGGACCACCAGCUAAUAAAAGGCGGUCUGUGGGAGGCAGUGUCUUCAGCAGACUCUCUGGAGUGCCACUCCGGUCUAAGCGAAAUGUUGACGUUGAAGAGGAGGAAGAUGAGCGACCAUCAAAUAGAGCUCUUCAGUCGAAGGUGAUUCCUUCUAAAGAAAUGCUCGUAACUCGUGAGGAUGUUUUGACGGCUCAAAGCAAAGAUGAAAAAAGCAAAGCAAGAAAUAGAAGGAUGUUUGGAGCAUUGCUGGGCACAUUGCAGAAGUUCCAAAAGGAGGAAACACUUCUGAAAGACAAGGAGGAAAAGAAGGCCAUUGUUGAGAAGAAAUUGGAGGAGAAUGCCCGUUUGGAGAAGGAACAGAUGCGCAAAGAUAAACAGGAAUUGUUCGCAGAUCGCAGGGCAAAGCAGAUUGAGGUGAAGAAGAUUGAACAGAAGGUCAACAGAAUCAAAUCGCAAGAGGAGUGGGAGAAGCAAGAAAAGCAUCUCAUGAACUUUAUUCGCACCAGUGCCAAACCUCCAAUUUUUUAUUGCCCUAAAGUGCACACACCUGAGACUUUGAAACUCCUUGAAGCCUCUAAGGAGUUUGUUGAAAAGCGAAUCGAGACAAAACGAGCUCAACUGCAAGAGGACUUGGAGUACUUUGAGCAGCACGGCAAGUGGAAGCCACCAGUGCGGCCGAAGAGAGAGGAGAGGAGGGAACAGCGCAGGAUCGGCAGGAAGAGGUCAAGGAGCAGAAGCAGGGACAAGAAGAGUAAGGACCACAAGAAAUCACAACUGGCAGUAGACAGACCCACUGCCAAGGAAAUGGACAGUGAUUUGGAGAGAGAAGCAGGGCCUGAAUUGGACGAUGACGCAGUCACAGGUAAGGAAGGGGACGAGGGUGAACGGGGUGGGGAGAGGUCGAUGCAUAAGUCGAGGGAUGUCUAUGAGCCGCCUCCACCUGGCACAGAGGUAAAUGGGGAUUUCGAUGGUGGGCAGGGUGACGAGGAGGUCAAACCAGAGAAUACCAGCAUGCAAGUGGAGGAGUUUGAGCCGUUGUACGAUUGAGCAAGGCGCCUAGUUGAUCUAAGAACAUAACACUCCUUAACAUACCCCUAGACUAGCCAUAAUGCAACACAAAUCCACUUUCCAUUGCUGGCAUGUCCAACCUGCCUCACUUUUUACUUUUGUCCGCUGUUGAUGUUUGGCACCUUUUCCAAUAGAUUCUCGGUGUCGAAACGCCCGCUCUUAAUUUGUGGUGUGAAUAACUUUUAAGAUUUAGAACGGCUCAUUUGUAAGAAAAUUGUGCACAUAACUUUGCGAAUAAGUUUAUUGUUCUAGCUUAAACUGAACCAAAAGCAACACGUAAAUAAAUCUGCUUUUACAAU
Neocloeon triangulifer is the source of this 1723-nucleotide messenger RNA. It is a transcript of the gene Pnn, whose product is annotated as pinin. NCBI's taxonomy places the organism in Eukaryota, Metazoa, Arthropoda, Insecta, Ephemeroptera, Baetidae. The transcript has 10 exons. Gene Ontology annotation, cellular component: catalytic step 2 spliceosome. The record is from RefSeq and is a predicted model, not a curated record. Bases 108 to 1403 code for a protein of 431 amino acids.